Messenger RNA from Musa acuminata AAA Group (dessert banana), 1424 nucleotides. RefSeq names its product probable protein ABIL3. The transcript has 10 exons. Lineage: Eukaryota; Viridiplantae; Streptophyta; Magnoliopsida; Zingiberales; Musaceae. The record is from RefSeq and is a predicted model, not a curated record. The coding region runs from base 487 to 1395 and encodes 302 amino acids.
UCGAUGAGAAACAAAUCAAAGUUCAUCUACUUUUUAAGAGGGGAGAGUUGGAACGCAAGCAAAGGAGCCCUCAAGUAGCUCCUUUUCAAGUGGGAAGCUGAUGAUGAGCUCCCUGCUCAGCCUGCUCCACCAAAAGGCUGAAAGGCUUUAAAGAUGAUCAACAUGCCGUAUAGCUGAUGCUUUUGAAGCUUAAAAGGCCAGAUUUUGAGGGUGACAGAGGCAACUAAAGAGAACAAUAAUACACCCCUCUUGCCCUUUUUCUCAUACUGUUCUUGCUCUGGAGUCAGUGUGCUUGCUGCAUCAGCUCACCAGUGUAGUGCGGCAGGGAAAAAGAUCACAUCCGCAAGGUCUCUCACCUUCCUGCCUUGCACUGCUUCGAUCCUAUCCUACUCCUGACAUCAAAAACUGGACCUUGGCUUUGGUCGAGGGUAUAGCAAAACAAGGUUUGUAGAGGAAGGAAGAGGGCAAAUCGAGGUCUUUGUAUCCAUGGAGACCACAUCUUCACCUUCCUCUUCUCUGUCUCCCAUCCAUCAGGAGAUAUCAAGCUCGGAUGGCCUCCCUAUCCAACAGAGCCUGCUCUUGUCAGAGAGUCUCAAGGGAUUGAGGAAUAUGAGGUCACAGUUAUACUCUGCAGCAGCAUAUUUUGAACUAUCUUACAUCAACGAUGACCAGAAAGAAAUAUUGGUGACGAGUCUGAAGGAUUAUGCUGUCAAGGCCAUUCUCAAUGCUGUGGAUCAUUUAGGUUCAGUGUCGUGUAAGGUAAACAGUGUUGUCAGCGAAGAGGUUGAUGAGGUCUCAGUAGCAGAAUCUGAAGUGUCUUGCAUCGAGCAGAGACUUCGUACAUGGCAAGCAUCGAUCGACCACGAAGGCCUUUCUCAGCAAUCUCUCUCGCUUAGACCUCCCAAGUAUCACGAGCGCUACAUUCUGCCAGGUGAAUUUAUGGAUGAAGGAUUUCAUCCACCCGAGGACAAUUACAAAUUACAGCAGCAUCAGACUGCUUGUUCAGCAAUCGGGCGUAGCACAUCUCCGAUCAGGAAUGUUCCUUCACGAUCCACUUCUCCUUCGACAAGAGAACAAUGCUCAUCACCUUCUCGCAGCAGACGUUCGACUUCACCUUCACCACAAGCAGAGAAGAUCUCUUCCGAGGAGAAAAGAUCAACCUCACCGCUUGGAGCUUCUAAUCCACUUGCACGAACAAGAUCGGCAGCAAAUAGACCAACCGUUCCCAAGUCAUCGAAGCAGUCUCAUCUGGAGUCCCAAAAUUCACUUCCAAAAAGCUUGCGUGCUGAACGCAAAGAGACUCCGAACAAGAAGAGAGGCUUUCUCAAGUCCCUGCUCAAGCGGAAUAGGUCAUGGAUGGACGACUCUCUGUACAGCUACUUGGAUGAAUAUUAAGCAAGUUCACACAUGUACAAAAUAGAAAA